UGUUGAUGAGGCCAGCAGUCGUGCUUCCGCUGUCAUUGUUUCCGCUUCCACAUCCUCGUGCUUCUUCUCCUUGCUAGCUGCAAAGUAGCUCUAACUUUUUUAUUUUUUUUUUGGUUUUUACUCGAAACACUUUAAACUUCUUUUUUUUUCCCCCUCCGUCUUUUCCUGGAAACAUGGGAGACAUGGAAGCUCCCGACGCCAGGCAGCCGAGCAGCAGCGUGCUUCAGUCGGUGCUGCCCAGCAGAGAGUGGGCCUCCUCCCGCAAGGGAAUGUUGGUCAUCGCCCAAGUGGUGGUGUCCUUCAUAGACUUCGUGUGCUUCGCGGCGUCCACGGCAGCCGCCUUCGUGACCGUCCCCCUGCUGGAGUUCCUGGCCGCCCUCUUCCUGCUCUUCGCCUACUCCACUGGAUUCAACCAGAGGUUCACCGGCUUCCUGUGGCCUCUCACGGACUUCAUGAGAUGUGUGACGGCCGCCAUCAUCUACUUCAUCAUCUCCAUCAUCGCAGUCUCCAAGUAUGUGGACGCCUCCUCCAAGGCUGCAGGGGUGUUCGGCUUCAUUGCCACCAUCGCCUUCGCUUUGGAUUUUUACCUCAUUUUUAACGAGCUGGCCAGUUUCCUGAAGCAAGGAGGAGAGACCAGGGAGGAAGCUCCCAGACCGCCAGAUGAAUUUUCAGACUCGGACUCGGACUGAGAUCUCACCACUUUAAUUACAAAAAAAAAAAAAAGCACUCCCGGAGGCGUGGCCUAUUCUGCAGUGCUGCUGCCGCCGCCUGGCGAGGCUCCGCCCACAGAGUGUGUAGAGGAAGUUGCAUCACUUUUUCUUGCGCAAUUUCUAUUGUCUUUAUAAGAUGUUUGCUCGUGGAGGACUCGAAUGUGUGGUCCCGUCUUACUGAGCACACACCAUCCUGUCUUCCAUGCAAAUUAGGGCUAUCCAGAAACCGAUUUUGAUAUUGCAUUUCGGUCCGAUACCAGCAAAAAAAUUUAAAACAAGUUUUGAUUCAUAUCUAAAAUCUCUGAUUCAAGCUGGACAGCAGUCGAGUCAUUUUUAAAAGGUAAACAUGCUAGGCAAUAGCUACUAGGAGUUUGCUAGCAGCUACACAACGGCUAAGCACACAAUAGCACACAUGUGAGACGUACAUGAGUGUCCUCAAUUAAACAACGUAAACAAGUAUGAAUCAUUCUAGUUGCAUAUUACUUACAAAGUCUUCAAGGCAGACACGUAUCAGAAAGCAUUCAGUAACAAACGUGUCCGCAUCACUCAUUUACUGCAUUAAUUAUUGUUACCACUAGGUGUCGCCAAAGACAAAAUGCCACUCCGCUCUAGUUUAAAGACAACAUAAGUCCGUCAUCAGUUUAGUGUUUUUCAUACCUACCAGUCUUGUUGGAGUAUUUUCACUUGAUCAAACCUUUUACUAACAUUCUACUCUAAAAGAUAAAAGUAUGUACUGUGAUUCCCGCCAAUAUCGUCUCGGUUUAUUGUCUGUAUCGGCCAACGCUCUGAUGUUGUGUAAAAAAGUUGUAUCGGGACACCCCUAGUGUAAAUAAAGUGUUAACAAAAAACAACAAAUCUGUACAGUGUAAAACUUAAAGGGUUGAUAAAAGAAAAAAUAUUUUUAAAAACUAAUUCUACAUUCAAACAUUUUAAUUUGCAUUUUCAAAGGAACUGUGGAGCGAAGGUAUCGAUUUACCGGUUUUGAAAAUGAACUUUUAAUACCUACAAACAAUUAGAAUACUAAACAAAACUGUAACAAACAUGUUGAACACUAAAAAUAAUGAAACUGUCACUACCAGGGAUGGGUACCGUUCACAUUUGAGCCAAUACGGUACCAAUUCCCGGUGCCUGUGAAUCGAUACCAUUACUCAACGAUUACAAUUUUCAGGUACUCUUUUUAUUUUUAUUUUUUAACAAUAAAAUAAAAAUAAAUGAUAGCAAUGUUAAACAAUUCGCUGCUUAUGCUGUUCAAAUCCCAUUUUUAAGACUCAAUAAAAGUUGCAAGUCAAGGACGUGCAUAGUUUGUCUUUUGCUGUCGAAUCGUCUGUUGCGCCCUAAAAAGUGCUAAUACUAUAAGUACUGUACUUACUACCCACCAGUUUGAUUGUAACGCGCAUCGUAGUUGAAGUUUUCAUUAACAAAUUUGGAGGUGUUGGGGUCGCCAUGUAAAAUCGCUAAUGCUAACAAGUAGCACGUCAAUAUCAGAGCUAUGGUAUAUUAGCAUCGUUUUUGGCCUUACUUUACUUAAAGGGGAACAUUAUCAGCAGACCUAUGUAAGCGUCAAUAUAUACCUUGAUGGUGCAGAAAAAAGACCAUCUAUUUUUUCAACCGAUUUCCGAACUCUAAAUGGGUGAAUUUUGGCGAAUUAAACGCCUUUCUGUUUAUCGCGCUGGAGGCGAUGACGUCAGAAUGUGACGUCGCCGAGGUAACACACCCGCCAUUUUCAUUUUCAUAUUACAAACACCGGGUUUCAGCUCUGUUAUUUUCCGUUUUUUCGACUAUUUUUUGGAACCUUGGAGACAUCAUGCCUCGUGGGUGUGUUGUCGGAGGGUGUAACAACACUAACAGGGAGGGAUUCAAGUUGCACCACUGGCCCCAAGAUGCCAAAGUGUCUGCCGCCAGACCCCCAGUGAAUGUGCCAGAGUGUCUCCACAUUUGACCGGCGAUGCUAAGACAGACAUGGCACAGAGAUGUAUGGAUAACCUGCAGAUGCAUUUGCAACGAUAGUCAACGAAAUCACAAAGGUGAGUUUUGUUGAUGUUGACUGCCAGCUAAUCGAUGCUAACAUGCUAUGCUAAUCGAUGCUAACAUGCUAUUUACCGGCGGUGCUAAAGCAGACAUGGCACAGAGAUGUAUGGACAACCUGCAGAUGCAUUUGCAACUAUAUUACGUUUCCUUCCACCCACAUUUAAUGCGAAACAAACACUUACCAAUCGACGGAUUUAAGUUGCUCCAGUGUCAAAAGAUGCGAAAGUCCUGAUCGUUUGGUCCGCACAUUUUACCGGCGAUGCUAACGCAGCUAUUCGGCCAUGUUAUGGCUAUGAAUAGCGUCAAUAGCUUCAGUUUCUUCUUCAAUAUUUUCAUACUCCAACCAUCUGUUUAAAUACAUGCGUAAUCUGUUGAAUCGCUUAAGUCGCUGAAAUCCGAGUUUGAAUCCGAGCUAAUGUCGCUAUAUCUUGCUGUGGUAUUCCCAUUGUUUGUUUACAUUGGCAGCACUGUGUGACGUCACAGGGAAAUGGCCAGUGUCUUCACAGAGAGCGAAAAUAAGGCACUUUAAAGCUUUAUUUAGGGAUAUUCAGAGACCGGUAAAAUUUUGAAAAAAACAUAAAGAAAUACGACAAGCCACUGGGAACUGAUUUUUAUUGUUUUUAACCCUUUUGAAAUUGUGAUAAUGUUCCCCUUUAAGUUGAAUUGGGGUUGUUUUGGGGGUGAUUUAAAAAAAAAAUGUAAUUAACAAUUGCAACUUUACUGAAAGGUAGUUUGGCCGUGUCCGCUCUCAGUGCUGCUGGAGUGAUCGCCAAGUGAGCCCGAGAUCGUAACAAUUUCUAUUGAUUUACAGUACAUGAAUAAAAGUCUUUUGAUGUUGCAGGUUG
Nerophis ophidion (straightnose pipefish) is the source of this 3583-nucleotide messenger RNA. Its product is annotated as CKLF-like MARVEL transmembrane domain-containing protein 3. The coding region runs from base 174 to 689 and encodes 171 amino acids. Gene Ontology annotation, cellular component: membrane. The record is from RefSeq and is a predicted model, not a curated record. The transcript is spliced from 5 exons. Lineage: Eukaryota; Metazoa; Chordata; Actinopteri; Syngnathiformes; Syngnathidae.